This is a messenger RNA of Fusarium oxysporum Fo47, 2961 nucleotides long. RefSeq lists its product as uncharacterized. Gene Ontology annotation, molecular function: GTP binding. The transcript is spliced from 6 exons. Lineage: Eukaryota; Fungi; Ascomycota; Sordariomycetes; Hypocreales; Nectriaceae. The record is from RefSeq and is a predicted model, not a curated record. Bases 1 to 2961 code for a protein of 986 amino acids.
AUGUCGGAAAAGAGACCUAUUAAGCGACUCGUGGUGUUGGUAGACGGAGUUGAGGCUCGGGAAACCAAGAAGGAGACGAACCCUUCAACGAUUCAGAGGAUCAAUCAAUUAGUACAAGAUGGGCUAGUUGAGUCGAAUGGAGUUUCUGUUGCGCAGAUUCCCAAGUAUUAUGUUGCACCCAGCAAUGUUGUCAAGUUGACCGACAUGUUCCGAUCACGGAGCACGACAAGUGAUGACUCGACAAACCUCAUCAAGACCAUUGUCAGGGACAUCUGUCUCACGCUUGAGCGGCCAGAAGAUGAGCUCUGGUUGUACGGUUCUGGGCACGGAGCCUUCAUCGCUCGCGCAGUUGCUGGCAUCGUGCAUCGAAUGGGCCUGCCAACAACGCAAAGUUUCGAUGAUCUGUUUGAUACAGCUCUUGGCCUGAUCAAGGCUCAACUUGAGGAUGAUUUCAAGCGAGGCCCCGUACUACUGCAGAAGAUCAAGAAUGAAGCGCAAGAUCCUCCUCGGAUACCGUUUGUUGGUCUUUUUGACACCAUCAUUCAUAACUCAAAGACAUCCUACGACAUCUCGUUCAACCCUUCUAUCGAAACUCUUCGCCAUGCGCUGGCUAUCAAUGAGAACAGGUCCAAUAAGGCACCGGAAGUGGUCAAUAUUCCUGACGAUGCGGACAUGACACACAGGUCACUUACCCAAGCAUGGUUCCUCGGUACACACGAAGAUAUGAUCGGCGGAACGGCUCACGACGGUCUUUCACUCUACCCGCUGCAGUGGAUGUACGCUGGCAACCUUCCGCCCUUGGACGGAUCAGAAGAGAUCGAAUGGGGGCUCGAAUACACCAAUGGCCUUCGAACAAGCAUGUUUGAUCUUCAGAGUAUGCAUGCAAAGAAAUCGGCAGGCGGCGUCGAGACUCACUCCAUCAAACUUGAUACGGAUUGCUACAAACAUGCAGCAAGCCGGAAAGUUUUUGCUGCAGAUGGAGGCUUGAAAGGAUGGUGUGACGUUGGACCGUAUGGAAACAUGAUUCAUCCCUCCCUUUUCUGCAUUCUCGAUAGAUACCCCAGAUAUAACGACCUAAAGAAUUUCCAACCCCUCAAGAAGCCAAUCUCAGACUUUCAAGACUCUUAUCUUGUUGCCGCAGAAGAUGGGUUAGCUCCAUGGCUUCAAGGGAUGCAGCUCGAAGCAAGCGGCGUCAAAGCCUUCCGAAUUCUAGUAUGCGGCAAGACUGGCGUUGGCAAAUCGACAUUGAUCAACAAGGUCUUUGGUGUUGAGAUGACCGAUGAGUCUCUUUCAUAUGAUCAGGGAGUCCAUGACAUCAACGUCGCUUUUGAAUCCCCCAAGCAUCCUGGACUCUUGAUCCAUGACUCAAGGGGUUGGCAGGCCGGUAGUGAUACUGAGCUUGAAUUGAUCGCGAAGUUCCUUCGGCACAGAGCUUUUCAGGAAGACCCUGCCGAAGCUCUUCACGUCAUCUGGUUCUGCGUCGACGCCGACGUGGCACGUAUCGAAGAAGCCGAUAAGCGAACCUUUGCCACCAUCGCCCAAUACUCCCACCAAGUCCCCGUUUUCGUGGUUGGAACAAAGAAGGACAAACUCACUGGCUAUCGAAAAAUGCAGUACUUAGAAGAACUCAUGGAGAAGACAGACGAUUACAAAGAAGCUAAGCGACUCGCUGAAGAGAAAGCCAAUGCCGUUGCCGAGGAACAGUUCGCCGAGCUGAGGAACCAGCUUUCGCAGAUCGAGCACUACAAAGCUGACGGCUUCUGCUGUCUUUCAAAGAAUGACGACGCCGGUGUCAAAGACCUACUCUCACAAACCCUCGGCCUGAUUGUCGACGAACGCGUACGUCUCUUCUGUGUUGCCGCUCAAGUCGUUGAUGUUGAACAGAAGAUCAACUCAGCGAUAACAGAGUGUAUGAGACUAGGAACCCAUGCAAUUCGCACUGCCGCCGUUCCCCUCCCCUGCACAGGGUUGGUCGGAACACCGACCGUCUCACGCCUCAUCUGCGAGCAUGUACUCCAAUGCUUCGGCUUUCCCAAAGCUGCGCCAGCAGAGAUCGAGCAGAUCAUGUCGGAUAUCGUCAUGAGCAACUUUAAGCAGUACCUCCGGGUUUCUCUGUCGCAGUUUGCGGCUGUUAGUGCUAUUUCGGUUGGUGCUGCGGUGCCGACUAUGGGAAUUGGUAUCAUUGUUGGUGCGGCGGGCUGUCUUUUGGGACUUCCUCCUACAGCGAGGAUGUUACUCAAGUGCUCGUGCGAUAUGAUUCUUAUCCUCGAGCGGUCCUUUAGAUACGAUGGAAAAUAUGUUUCUAUCAAGCAGAUCGAAGAUGCAGCGAAAUACUACUCGAAGACAACAAUAAUGACGUUCAAUGGGAAGGAGAAGCGAUUGCAGCAGCAAGUUCACGAUGAACUGGACCAUCUAAUUCCACUGAAGAAGGUCAACAUUGGCUUCAAGUUCAACAAGCUGAGAUCAUCUGUUGAAGAGAUCAUCUAUAGCAAUCGUUUUGGCAACCCACCAGACUACACUUCUCUGCGAAGCCCUUCCAGUGUCGGUCUGGACUUGCAGCCAGGAGGACCUGUCGAGAUGGAUGCCGCACCCACCAUAUCAGAGCUGCCUGGCGAUGAUGUCGACUACUCGCAAUUACCGAAGUCAGACGAGAAGUCUGAUCAGCUACCACUUCUUGAGCUCGAUUCAACUGAAGUCGGCGCAAAAGAAGGACAUAUUUCGAUGGCAUCAAAUACUUCAGGAACAACCGCACAUAUUGGUCCUUCACUUGCAAACAAACUUGUCGAGCUUCACGUUCAACCGCCUGAACUUGAGGGCAAUGCACCGGGUGACGUGAGACAAGACUCGUUGGAAGUUCCGCCACCGGCGACGAGAAGUAAAUCUGACUCCUCUGCGUCCAAAUGGUCGAACAAGCUGUCAUCGUGGAAGUUGAGUCGUAAGUCGAAGACGCUAAAGCAAUGA